CCUCUCAAGUUACUUUCGGUGGCCCGCGCCAUCAGUCGUGUACGAACCCGCGGUUGGACAUACAUACCUUCACCGAUGUCUUUUCCCGCGUCAGUGACGACCGGGGCAUCCAAAAUGAUCCCACGACGCUCGCAUACCAAGUCUCGGAGCGGAUGCCGGGAGUGUAAACGGCGGAAAGUCAAGUGUGAUGAAAGACUUCCUUCGUGCUUUAACUGCGCCCGGCGUGGGAUGGCAUGCAGCUUGGCUUCCCUCCCACAGUCCUCCCAGGACACCGACCCCGUCCGGCGGGCUGGGAUGAAGAUGGAGCCUGAACCGAGUCCGCUUCGCAAUGAUCCGUUCCUGGCCAAACUUUGGGCUACGCCGCUGCCAAACCCUUCUGCCGAUUUCUUGAACCAUGGCCUGGAAUUGAUGCACCACUACUCCACUGUCACCGCCAACACCCUUGCCCUCAGGCUGGACAUGCAGCAUGUCUGGCGCAUGGUUGUCCCCGAGAUGUCAUACAGCUCGCCAUUCCUCUCCCACGGCCUACUAUCUGUCGCUGCCCUGCAUAAAGCUCACUUGCUGCCCGCAAAGAGAGACAAGUAUCUGGAUAUCGCAGCCUACCACCAAACCCGCGGCAUGGAAGGCUUCCGCGGCAUCUUUGCCAAUAUUGGCGAGGAAAACUGGAAACCUGCGUUCUGUUUUUCAUCCACCAUUGUCAUGUACGCUUUUUCUUCCGCGGGUCAGACCAAGGAUGCCAUGGCGGAUAUUCUGCAACUCUUUGUCUUGAUACGUGGCCUGCGGUCUAGCCUUUUAGUUGGGCGGACGGAGCUCUCAGGCACACCGUUAUCCGCAUGGUCCCAAGGCAUCUGGAUAAUAGGACAGCACGACGAGGCUUCUUAUGAGUUUGACCCACCACUGGAUCACAGUGCUUUGCCCCUGGACACUUUCAAGGCGUUGCGCCGUCUGUUCUCCUUUUAUCGUACUAGUCUUCCGGAUUCCAGCAGAGCAGACUACGAGUUUGCCACGUUGCAGCUACGAAAGGCGGCAAUACUCAUCGCGCAUGCCGGCCCCCAGGCAGAGAUCGGCAUGGUCAUGUUCUUCCCAUAUGUUAUCCCUGCGAAUGUCAUGUCGGACAUCCAAGCCAAGAAUCCCUACGCUCUGGUUCUGUUGUCGUACUUCGCAGUGUUGCUGAGUUUUGUCGAACAGCAGUUUUGGUACGUCAAAGGUUGGUCUAGGAGGCUCCUGAAGGCCAUCGAGCUGCAGUUGGCCCAUGACCCCAAGCAUUUGAAAGUGACAAAAUGGCCGAGGGCUGUGACGGCCAGAUUUUUUUAG
Messenger RNA from Fusarium falciforme, 1314 nucleotides. RefSeq names its product Zn(2)-C6 fungal-type domain-containing protein. The transcript has 3 exons. Gene Ontology annotation, molecular function: DNA-binding transcription activator activity, RNA polymerase II-specific; zinc ion binding. The record is from RefSeq and is a predicted model, not a curated record. NCBI's taxonomy places the organism in Eukaryota, Fungi, Ascomycota, Sordariomycetes, Hypocreales, Nectriaceae. Gene Ontology annotation, biological process: regulation of transcription by RNA polymerase II. Bases 76 to 1314 code for a protein of 412 amino acids.